AGACUGUGAUUACUUCCCAUAUCGGCCAUUUUCUUUCCGGGACGUGACUGACCGGUAUGAUUAAUUGAAUAAAGUUAAGUUUGACAGAGUUCCACCAUCAAAGCAUUUUUAGUACCAGACGACAGCCAAAGAAUCAAACAUGGCGAAUCGCCUACCAGCCUGUGUUAUUGACACAGGUACCGGGUAUACAAAGAUGGGUUAUGCAGGUAAUUCAGAACCACAGUUUAUUAUACCGUCUGCUAUAGGUAUAAAAGAAACAGCUAGUGUUGGAGACAAAGCCAUUAAGCGACUAGGAAAGGGUGUAGAAGAUUUAGAUUUUUAUAUCGGAGAUGAAGCUUUAAACGCCACAUCAUACGCUGUUAAGUGGCCAAUACGUCAUGGUAUUAUAGAAGAUUGGGAUUUAAUGGAGAGGUUUUAUGAACAAUGUAUAUUUAAGUAUUUGAGAUCAGAACCUGAGGAUCAUUAUUUUUUACUGACUGAACCUCCGUUAAAUACACCAGAGAAUCGUGAAUAUACAGCAGAAAUAAUGUUUGAAUCAUUUAAUGUACCUGGUUUAUAUAUAGCUGUACAGGCUGUGUUAGCGUUAGCUGCAUCAUGGACAGCGAAACAAGUAGGGGAGAGAACGUUGACAGGAACGGUGAUAGAUUCAGGUGAUGGUGUAACUCAUGUCAUACCAGUUGCUGAAGGUUAUGUUAUCGGAAGUUGUAUUAAACACAUUCCAAUUGCUGGACGAGAUAUCACAUAUUUUAUACAACAAUUAUUGAGAGAAAGAGAAGUUGGUAUUCCACCAGAACAAUCAUUAGAAACAGCUAAAGCUAUUAAGGAACAUUUUUGUUACGUUUGUCCUGAUAUUUAUAAAGAAUUCACAAAAUAUGACCAGGAUCCUGGCAAAUGGAUAAAAAAAUAUGAAAGCAAAAAUGCUGUCACUAAGCAAAGUUAUUCAGUAGAUGUUGGCUACGAAAGAUUUUUGGGACCAGAAAUUUUCUUCCACCCUGAGUUUUCAAAUCCAGAUUUUACAACACCUAUAUCUGAAGUUGUAGAUGAAGUUAUUCAGAAUUGUCCAAUAGAUGUUAGACGUGGUUUAUAUAAGAAUGUAGUUUUAUCUGGUGGUUCAACAAUGUUUAAAGAUUUUGGUAGAAAGAUGCAGAGAGAUAUUAAACGUAUAGUUGAUAAUAGACUGAAGAUAUCUGAGGAUAUUAGUGGUGGAAGAAUCAAGCCGAAACCAAUAGAUUGUAAUGUAAUAUCCCAUUCAAUGCAGAGAUAUGCUGUCUGGUUCGGAGGCAGUAUGUUAGCUUCAACGCCUGAGUUUUACCAAGUUUGCCAUACAAAGGCUGAUUACGAUGAACAUGGACCUAGUAUAUGUAGACACAAUCCUGUAUUUGGUGCUAUGACAUAAAUAUAUACAUUCAUAUAUAUAUAUAUAUAUAUAUAACAUAAAUACUUGGAAGAUUUUAUUAUCAACUUUAAAGACAAGCUAUUCUACCAAACCACGGUAAACAAUCCCCUAAUCUACUUUAUAAUCUGUACCUCCUGGUGGUGACGAAGUGAUUUUAUCUGUUCUAGUUAGAUUAUGGCAUUCAGGUUUGAUCUGGAUUAGUAUUUCAGUUUACCUUCAGAUUGCAUCAAGAUUAGUGUUUUGAGUUAGGGUCUGAUCUGAGAUUACUGUUCGAUUUUGGAUUAGGGUAUGGCAUGGGAUUAGGCCCCCCCCCACCCCCAUGGAAUUUCGGUGUGACCUGGAAUUAGGGUUUAGAAUAGGUUUUAGUCUGUUAUUGCUGUUUGUUUCAUUGAGUCAUCAGCAUUAAUAAAAUCAAUUAUUAAAUUCCUGCUUUAGACUUAAUAAAGCCUGUAAUGACUGGAGUGGAGUACCAUAUUAUUAUAAAACAGGGUAAGGAAUUGUUUACUGUGGUAUGUGAAAUCAAAUGAUUUAAAUGAAGAAAUAUUCUCCUCGAUGCAUCUUCCACAAAUGUUUUAAACAGUGGUUAACAAAAGAAAGAAUCGUGUGGAGGCUAUGGUAGGACGGUGAUGGGGACAUUUUCAUAAAUUGAACAAAUAUUUAUACAAUUACUGUAAUAACAAAACUAUUGGUGUUUUUAGUGAUUGCUAAUCACCCUAUGGUAGUCUCUAUGCAUUUUGGAAUAACUGUGAUUUGUUCAAGAUCAAAGAUUAAAAUUAUUUCUUGAAAAGGAAUUUAUCCUGAAAUUAAUAUUAUUAAAAUAUAAAAUAAAUUCAGUAUUUCUCAUAGAUUGAUUAACAAAUAACAUAUGUAAUAUUCUGUCAGAUGAAUUGCCAUGAGUCUUUCUUCUCAGAUACUAGAAACUACUUAAAAUUAGUGUAAUGUUAGUUAAAAUAAGUCGUGGAGAAAAGCAUGUGGUUCAUUAAUUGUGUGGCAAAGUCAAAUUCAUACUGUUUCGGGAACCCUUAAUAUCCAACAAUUGUUAAUAAAACUGUAAAUUGUACAUUUUGAAAUUUUAAGGAUUCUUCAUUUUUAUACGCAACCUGUUUUGUUACAAUGUACUUGUUAAAUAUGCGUUUAUUUGUAUGGCAUAUUCCAGUGUUGUUGUUUUUUUUAGCAAUAUUUAACUAUCAUGACAGUUGGUUACUUGGAAUAUAGUCCUAUUUAUUAUUCUAGAUUAAUUAGUUUGCUUGCUUCAUGGGCCACAUAAUAGUUUAGUUAAAAUUUGAAUUAUGAAUUAGCUUCUUAAUGAAUAGUUUUUAAAUCAAAAACAUUAGAUGUACUGAAAGGAUUAUGGAGAAGGCUUGUAAGCUAGAAAUAGCUAUUAAAAUCAAAUGUCGAUGAUUGGGGUGGGGGCUUGGUAGAGAAAUAACUAUUUCAUUUACGUUGUAUUAAGACAUAUUUGGCAUGCGUAAUGGGGAGUAGGUUUAAUUUGACUUCCUCUUACCAAGAUUUUGAAACAUGAGUUUCUUCCCCUUGCUGAGUAUCAUAUAUGGACUAACAAGUUGACUAACAAUGUUAAAAGAGUAAAAACCCUUCACAAGCGUUGGAGAAUUAAUUAUAGUAUAUCAACGCGGUAAAAAAAUAAAACCUUCCAACUUUUCAAAUAUGGUUCUAAUGUGAUAAGUUGGACUGGAAAAAAAGACAGAAUUAAAUGUUUAUAAUAAGUUAGGAAUAAUUAUAAUGAAUAUAUAUUUUGUUUGAAUGCUAUUUAUGAUGUAUAUUACCAAUUAAUUUCAUUGAUAAAAAAAACUAUAUAUUUAUUAGCACUUGAACACCAUGUCUUGGUUUGUUGUAGUCAGUUUAUCUUGCCAGCAUCCAAGAUGUUUUAUAUGGGAGACAACUCUGGUGUAUCUAAGAGUUAAAAAAUCUCAAUUUGUAGAGAAAAAAAAAAAAAAUAAUAAUACCUUUUUAAUUUUAAUAAAAGAAAGUUAUCGCUGUAUAAUCAAGUCCCAACACAAGAUUUUUGUACCCUACAGAGAGAGAGAAAUGGGGUUUAACUUCCACUCGACACAAACUAGGUCAUUUCGGGACUAACAUAUGGGUUAAUUUUAUUUCAAUAAUUAGCUUGCACGCAGUGGGAGGAAACCGGAUGACCUUGUGAAAACACAGGAGGUUGGACAGGCGACCUUACUCACUGUCACGUACAAUCGGGGAUUCGAAACCAUGCCAGUUGACUCAAUGACAGGCCUUAUGAUACAGCACGCACGUGCUAACCAUUCGGCCAUCCAACCCCCCUUGUACCCUACAUCCCAAACUUAAUUAUUUGUUAAAUCCGAAAAAUUCUGUUAUAUUUUUAAAAAGCCAUAUUUACAAUUAUAUAAACUUAAUUAUGUUUAAAAUCCGCCUAUUUUUUAAAAUACAAGAUAAAGGUAAAAUCCAAAUUUCAAAUGACACCGCAAAUUUAACAACAGUGGAUUUUAAUAUGUAAUGUAUUAUAAAUCAAACACUAAAAUGUGACAUAAUCAUUUAAUUUGUCUGGAAAAUUUCAAAAAACAAUAUUGGGAUGGUUGGAAAUUAUUGCACGAUUUGCUUACGGCUUACCAGAGUUACCUAAUUGAUUUUGGCAAGUAUACAUAAAUGGUUAUCCAGGAACUAUUAUAACCUGGUAUUAUGGCCAACUCCACUCAGGACUUGGAUUAGUGUUAGUUAUAGUCCUUUAUUCUAAAUUAACCAGUUUUAUUUAAUACGUUUAAAUACUAUGUAUAAUACGUUUUAGCUAUCACCAAUGAAAAGCUUAGGUUAAGUUCUGGUAAAUAAGGCCCGCCCGGCUUUAAGGAUUUGAUAAGUUUUAACACCAAUUGCUAAUUGAAUAAUUUAGACCAGGGUAUAAAUGACCAUGGUGAUAAAUAAGUAAAUAUUAUUCACCUCCAUUUUGUAUAUAAUUAGUCAAGCAGACAUUCAGUUGACAAUGGUGUUGGUUUUUGUUUUUACUUGACAUAAAGGAACAUUUGAGUUAAAGCUGUUUAAGUAAAGGUGUUCGGGUUAGUAGUCUAACCAGUGUUUGGGUGAUAUGGGCACUUCCCCUGAAAUGCCCUUCUUGGAUCACCAAGUGACUGUGGAGAAGAAAAUGGAUAUCAAUUGUUUUAGAAAGACUAAAGCAUACCCAACCCCAUGCACUGUUAAAGUGGAUUGUAGUACGAAAGGAAAUCGGUCACUAUUAAAUAUUAUUCUAGACCACCAGAUAGAAUGUGUCAUGUAUUACUCAUUUUGUGUAUGGAUUGAAUCUACCCAAUCAAGCGAUCAGAUUUAAAACACAGAUGUUUCGUUUGUUUAUAGUUCGAAAUUUCGUUUCACUUGUCUUCACUACGGCUAGGUCUAUUUUUUAAGGCCAACUCAAUUUUCGUCAAGGUUGCUGAAACGUAAUUGUUGGCGAGAUUGUAAGUUAGGUUAAUCGUUAUGGCUAGGUCCAAGGUUAGGGUUGGGAUUAGCGCUAGCACUGAUUACAUCUCAUGACCUUUGACCUAACUUGAAGUUGGCCUAAUCAAAUAGAACUAACCCUACACUACACUAAUCGAGGCCAUCGAAAGUGUAAAUAACGAAACGAAAUAUAGAUCUGUACUUUAAUCAGAUUCCCCAAACCAGUUUUAUCUCUAAUUAUAGUUUGGUUGAGUCGAGUGAAUUUACACUUACUAAUAGAGCUGUAAGCAGGGUUUAAUACAUUUAUAUAUAAUUCAGAAACUUGUCAAAUUGUGCAUACACAUUAUUAUUAUUAAUAUUAUUAUUUAGUUCCAAAAUCUUGUAUAUUACCAUACUGCUUAUAUGAUAUAAAAUUUUGUAUUAAAAAC
Patella vulgata (common limpet) is the source of this 5241-nucleotide messenger RNA. Its product is annotated as actin-related protein 3-A. NCBI's taxonomy places the organism in Eukaryota, Metazoa, Mollusca, Gastropoda, Patellidae. Gene Ontology annotation, biological process: Arp2/3 complex-mediated actin nucleation. Gene Ontology annotation, cellular component: Arp2/3 protein complex; actin cortical patch. The coding region runs from base 140 to 1396 and encodes 418 amino acids. The record is from RefSeq and is a predicted model, not a curated record. Gene Ontology annotation, molecular function: actin filament binding. The transcript is spliced from 11 exons.